Messenger RNA from Talaromyces proteolyticus, 1962 nucleotides. RefSeq lists its product as uncharacterized. Gene Ontology annotation, molecular function: DNA-binding transcription factor activity, RNA polymerase II-specific; transcription cis-regulatory region binding; zinc ion binding. Gene Ontology annotation, cellular component: nucleus. The transcript is spliced from 6 exons. Lineage: Eukaryota; Fungi; Ascomycota; Eurotiomycetes; Eurotiales; Trichocomaceae. The coding region runs from base 1 to 1962 and encodes 653 amino acids. The record is from RefSeq and is a predicted model, not a curated record. Gene Ontology annotation, biological process: regulation of DNA-templated transcription.
AUGGAUAACGCGGAGUCAUCUCGCCAGCCGAAGAAAGCGACACCUGCAUGCGAAAAAUGUCGUGUCCUCAAGGUGAAAUGUAUUCGACCCGAGGAAGGACAGCCGUGUAACAAAUGUGCUAGAUCAAACUCUAAAUGCAUAUUUCCAGAGCCAAAGCAGCGAACUCGAAUUUCACAAAGAGCGAAGCCGCGACUGGUCGAUCUUGAGUCCAAGCUCACCAAUAUCCUCGGCCUUCUUUCACACUCGAGCGCACCCCUUGGUGGAGUCCAACCCCCCGUUGAUACGCAUUUUGGACUGUCGGGAAUUCCUGAAUAUUUCAACAACAACCAACUACCAACAGCCGAAUGGACGAGCCAAGGAUACCUGGCUGGUCCUCCAUUGGACGAAAGCCUGGGGUCGAGCGAAACCCAGAAUACUACCGAAAAACCCCUAGAAAAAUCGUGGGACGCUUCCACUGCCAUGGACGCUGCUUGGAUCACUGACUUAGGACUCAGUCCUGUCGUCCUCGAGCAUCUUCUAAACAGGUUCCGCGGUAUGGCGCCAUACUUUCCAUUUGUGCGGCUCUCACACUCCUGGACUGCUGCAUCAAUGGCUGAAGAUCGCCCGUUCCUAUUGCUUGCAGCUGUUGCUGCUGCUUCCUCGAAGUACUGUCACCUUCAAGACGCUCUGAUCAGACAAUUUAAAGAAUCUCUCAGUCAGCGAGUUGUCAUGGCUGGCGAGAAAGAUCUAGAUCUUCUCCAGGGGUUACUUGUCCACCUUGCCUGGUUCCAUUUCCAAUUUGUCCCAGGAAGUGAACAAACCUACCAAUACUUACAAAUCGCAGUCAGCAUGGUCAUUGACCUUCGCCUCGAUCAAGAGGCUGCCGACUUACUUGAGCAGCGGGCCGAGCUGGGUGAUACUUAUAUCCGGGAAGCAUGCCUUGCUUAUCUAGGGUGCUAUUACAUGUCUAGCAUAAUAGCAAUCUCUUCGGGAAAACCCAACAAUCUCCAAUUUCACGAGGAAAUGCUUCGAUGUGCUACGAUGCUAAAACAACAGCCAGAAUUCGAGACAGACCGCUUGAUAUGCCCAGUGACGAAAGUGAUACAGUUUGCCGAAGAAGUCUGCCAGACUUAUCGGUCAGAAGGCAUUCAUGGCCCUCGGCUGUACAUCCAUGCUGAACGAUUCACGACGCGGUUAGAAGAAUGGUGGUCGUCUGUAUCGACAGAACUUCGCAACACGGUAUUACUGAUCAACGGAUAUCAUGCCGUCAAGAUUCGGAUUCAAGAAAUGGGCUUGGUAUAUUGCUAUGGGCGGAGAAGACCGCCAUCUCCAAAGGCGCAGGAAGAUUCCACCAUGUUAUCUACCCCUCCUAUGGUCAUCAGCACCUUGAUCAAAUGCGUCAGUUCUACAAAAGAGUAUCUCGAUUUCUUUCUUGCCACUCCUGCUGCGGAGCACAGUAGCUUGCCAUUUUCCGCGUGGUAUCAGGUUGUUUUUACGGUAUUUGUGCUGUACAGAUUAUCCGUCGGACUACCAGAAGUGCCCGAAUGGAACGUGGAGAUUGCGCAGCAAGCUGUGGAUCUCCAAGAAUACAUUGAUACACUGUUGACUCAUCUACAGGCUAUUGAGCCGUCUCUAGCCAGGCAAAUACCUACCAAGAGCCUCUUUUCAAGACUACCCGAGAUCUUAGGAAGUGUAAAAACUUCCUAUGCAUUGGCAAAAGAGAAUCUCGCACAGGUUCGUGAUAGUUGCCAUGCUCAUCAGGAAUUUAAGCCUUCGAAUAUCACAGCCUCGUCCAUUCAAAGGUUGCACCGUUGCCCUGCAUUGCGAUAUUCGAGUCGCCAUGUCGCCCAGGUUCCAAGUCAGCCCACACUACAAAACGCUAUUGCUACGGAAGUCCAGAGGAUGGAAGAUGAGCAGUUUUUAGGUGAUCUUUUGUUGACAGAUACUCCUAGCAUGAUAGUUUCAUCAUCUACAGAGUUUUGA